Grosmannia clavigera kw1407 is the source of this 408-nucleotide messenger RNA. RefSeq lists its product as uncharacterized. Lineage: Eukaryota; Fungi; Ascomycota; Sordariomycetes; Ophiostomatales; Ophiostomataceae. Gene Ontology annotation, molecular function: carbon-sulfur lyase activity. Bases 1 to 408 code for a protein of 135 amino acids. The record is from RefSeq and is a predicted model, not a curated record. The transcript has 4 exons.
AUGCCGUUCUGGACGUCGUUCGAGCCGGCCACGCCGCCCCGAUACCGCGGUGCCUGUCUCUGCGGCAGCAUCUCGUACGUACUGACGCAACGGCCGCGGCGGGUAGUGCAGUGCCACUGCACGCACUGUCAGGCCGAUGGAGGGGGCCCGUUCCAGAUUAUGGCCGAAUACCGCAUCGACGAGGUUGUCGUCAAGGAUCCGUGGAGCUACUGGAAGAUCUACACGGUGCGCGAAGGCACGCUGAGCGGCCAGCCCAAGGAGAAGCACUUUUGCGGCAACUGCGGCUGCACGCUGUGGACGGUGGCCAUGCGCGAUCGCGGCGAGCUGCGCAUGGUUCGCACGAGCCUUAUUGAGAACGGGGACCGGCAGAUGGGCGGAAUGCGCGCUGACUCAGAGGGCGCCAUCUAA